AUGGAAAAAAAAAUUAUAAUUGAAAAUAGCCAACAUCCUGAAUUUGGAGAUAUUUAACAAUUAAUAGGAAUAGGUAUAAGAAUAGGUGACAUAUAGACAGCAUUGAUAGAAGAUGACUAUUUUGAAAUGAAUGAGUAAGAGCAAUCUGAUUAUUUUCAUAAGAAAGGAAUUUUUAAUAACUUUGAUGAUAUUUACUUUUCAUUAGGUGAAUUUGAAGCAAUUCAUAUUGAUAAUAGUGUUAUUGAAGAAUAUAAUGCAGAGGAUGAUUUAAAAGAUGUUCCUUUAAUUGAUAUUACAAUUACGAAUUCUUAAUUAUCUGAUAAAGUUUUGAAUCAUUUGCUAUAAUCAAUAAAUGUAUAAUACUUAUAAACUCUAAAUUUAUCUAAUAAUCAACUUGGUUUGUGUGAUUUAAAUGAAUUUGAGUAAAUAAUUGAUAUUCUUAAUAAAAAAGGAGCUAAAAAUAUUUAACUAAAUUUAAAGGGUAAUCCAAUAAUACAAAAAUAUUAAAUUGAAAGAGGGAGUUUACCAACAAUUAAAACUAAUCCUUAUACAUGUUUUACUCAAUUAAUUUGGUCUUGA
Molecule: messenger RNA, 579 nt
Organism: Paramecium pentaurelia
Lineage: Eukaryota; Ciliophora; Oligohymenophorea; Peniculida; Parameciidae
Source: the annotation of a GenBank genome assembly